Messenger RNA from Acanthosepion pharaonis, 897 nucleotides. The record is from the annotation of a GenBank genome assembly. Lineage: Eukaryota; Metazoa; Mollusca; Cephalopoda; Sepiida; Sepiidae.
AUGUCCAUUUGGAUUUCUGGUAUAUCUAUCUAUCUAUCUAUCUAUCUAUCUAUCAUUAGAAGCCAUAAUAUUUUUAAUUGCAGACAAGCCAAAUAUAAUUUUCGUGAAAUGUAUCUCUAUAUGAAUGACUUUCAUGGUUUCUCGCUGCCUUACCUCGUGUCUCUUGCUCUCAAUAGGUGGGUGUCUAGCUGCCUUCGUCUGUCUCUCUUGCUCUCAAUAAGUAGGAGUCUCGCUGCCUUCGUCUGUCUCUCUUGCUCUCAGUAUGUAGAUUCUGUUAACAAUCGUUCUCUCUCUCCGUCAAUACCUUUCAUCCUUUAUUUUUCCCUUUUCUUAGCUUCCAUCUUGAAAUCUUCCCCUCCAGCCGUUUCUCGUUGGUUUGUUCGUCCCAUUCUUGCUUCUCUUUGUGCCUGUGUUUUUUUUGUCCUUGACCCUUAUCGUUCUUUUUUUUAUCGUUUCAUCUGUCCAUUCGUCCUCUCUUUUCUUUUUUACUUUCUUCUUUGGUCUCUCAUCUUUGCGGUCAGAUGCUUCUCAACAUUUGCGAUAUUGCGAGACAUUCGGGUGCUUCUACACAUUAUCUAUCUAUCUAAAUCUACAUCUAUCUAUCUAUCACAGUGUACACAUAUCUAUCUCAGUCUACACAUUAUCUAUCUAUCGAAGUGUACACAUUAUCUAUCUAUCGAAGUGUACACAUAUCUAUCUAUCUAUCUAAGUGUACACAUAUCUAUCUAUCUAUCUAUCUAUCUAAGUGUACACAUAUCUAUCUAUCUAUCUAUCUAUCUAUCUAUCUAUCUAUCUAUCUAUCUAAGUGUACACAUAUCUAUCUAUCUAUCUAUCUAUCUAAGUGUACACAUAUCUAUCUAUCUAUCUAUCUAUCUAGUUAGUCCUCUGUCCCUGUAA